AUGUAUGGAAAUAUACUAGCUAAGCAAGACAGCGGUAUUCAGUUAUCUUGUCACAAGCACCCGGGAUCUUUAGAAUUAGCACUCCCCAUGUUUGGAGGUUUAGAGAUACCCUGGCUCUAUCACAGUUCGGAAUGCAUUACCCUUCUAAAAAUCUUAAGGUGCUACUGUGACAUACCACAAGCACGAUGUUGGUUGGCUAGCCCCCAUGGCGAACCCAGGGCAGUUGCAACCCCGUCGAGCAUUGGCAUAGCUCGCGGAGAUAUACUGCCAUACUGUCGCUGGUACAACAUCAAGAGAGUUGACUUCAGGGAGAUGGCGAUGAAAGGAGAGACACUCGUACUCACACGCAAAUCGGGAGGGGAGUGUUUCUACCAUGGAAAACAAGGACCCAUCGCGAGUGAAUUAAUACCCGAGUACAGAGCAAUUGGGCUGGGAUUCGUGGGGGAUGGCAGCCUGGCUGCCGGAUAUAUCUCUAAACGAACCUGCGUGUGGGUGCAGAGAUGGAUAUACUCUCAAGAAUCUCAGCUACAGGUUCCAUCAUUCGGGGGUGGGAAGGAAGCUGAAAAACUGCGUCUUGGUUUAUUCCGGUACUCUUUCCAUGUGGUUAUUGCAGCCCAAAGUUAA
Histoplasma capsulatum G186AR is the source of this 624-nucleotide messenger RNA. RefSeq lists its product as uncharacterized. The record is from RefSeq and is a predicted model, not a curated record. The transcript is spliced from 2 exons. NCBI's taxonomy places the organism in Eukaryota, Fungi, Ascomycota, Eurotiomycetes, Onygenales, Ajellomycetaceae. Bases 1 to 624 code for a protein of 207 amino acids.